ACUGAAUGAGAGUCUAUGAGAGCCUCUGAUAGCGUUCACAGCUUUCAUAAUACCCUUGAAUUGAAUGUAAAAACAUUUAAAUGACAGACAAUUGGUUUGCAUUUGGAUUAAUAUCACUGAAGAGAUAAUAUGGCGAUUCAUUUGCGGCUUUUCAGACAACUAUCGAUCGCGCAAAAUGUGGGAUCCAUUCGACAUAACUAUUCGUCGACUCGACCGGCGCUGAAGAUCGGAUCCAACACUAAAGUGAUUUGUCAGGGAAUCACUGGAAAACAGGGAACCUUUCACAGCAAACAAGCCAUAGAAUACGGCACUCGUAUGGUUGGAGGCGUCUCUCCCGGCAAAGGAGGACAAACACAUCUCAAUCUUCCCGUUUUCAAUACUGUCAAAGAGGCAGUGGAUAAGACGGGUGCGAACGCCACCAUAAUCUAUGUGCCGCCGCCGGCGGCCGCGAAGUCCAUACACGAGGCGUUGGACGCGGAAAUACCGUUAAUUGUUUGCAUAACCGAAGGUAUUCCACAGUUAGAUAUGGUUAAAGUGAAGAACAGACUCGUCCAUCAAAACAAGUGCCGUCUGAUUGGUCCCAAUUGUCCGGGCAUUAUAAAGCCCGGUGAGUGUAAGAUCGGUAUAAUGCCCGGACACAUACACUCUAAGGGCAAAAUCGGAAUCGUCUCCCGUUCCGGGACUCUCACCUACGAAGCCGUACACCAAACAACUCAAGUGGGUUUGGGUCAGUCUCUAUGCGUUGGCAUUGGAGGCGAUCCUUUCAAUGGAACCGAUUUUAUCGAUUGUCUCGAAAUCUUCUUGAAGGACAGCGAAACCAAAGGAAUUAUUUUAAUCGGAGAAAUCGGAGGAAACGCAGAGGAGUUGGCGGCCGAGUACUUGACGCAACACAAUUCUGGCCCCAACUCUAAGCCUGUGGUCUCAUUUAUCGCUGGUCUGACUGCACCGCCGGGUCGUCGUAUGGGUCACGCGGGAGCCAUCAUUGCGGGCGGAAAGGGUGGCGCACAGGCGAAGAUCGACGCCCUCGAGAGCGCUGGGGUGACUGUUUCGCGAUCGCCGGCACAGAUGGGCUCAUUCCUGCUCCAGGAGAUGAAGAAGCGCGGACUCGCGUAAUGAAUUUCAAUGAAUUAGACU
Messenger RNA from Medioppia subpectinata, 1134 nucleotides. Lineage: Eukaryota; Metazoa; Arthropoda; Arachnida; Sarcoptiformes; Oppiidae. The record is from the annotation of a GenBank genome assembly.